Messenger RNA from Trametes versicolor FP-101664 SS1, 1590 nucleotides. RefSeq lists its product as uncharacterized. Bases 1 to 1590 code for a protein of 529 amino acids. NCBI's taxonomy places the organism in Eukaryota, Fungi, Basidiomycota, Agaricomycetes, Polyporales, Polyporaceae. The transcript has 3 exons. The record is from RefSeq and is a predicted model, not a curated record. Gene Ontology annotation, molecular function: protein binding.
AUGCCCUUUCCGCAUCCCUUCAAACGCUCGCGCCAGCAAGAACCUGCUGCCUUUCCCCGCUCCAUCCUCGACGCCGUCAAGGCGUUCUAUGCAACUGAGAGAAGAGAACCCCAAUACAAGCCCAAGCCCCGCGACGACCGCAAGUCUGCAGCGCACUCGUCCCGCCACCCGCACCCGCCGCCACACCAUGCCCCGCCCGCUCGCACCCGCGCCCCAGCGCGUCGCGCGCACCGAAUCACGCAGCUCCCGAACGAGGUCCUCGCGCAUAUAUUCGUGCUGGGGGCGGAGGAGGACGCCAUGUUCCCCGUCGCCGUCUCCCAUGUCUGCAGGGCCUGGCGCUACAUCGCGCUGCACACGCCCGCGCUCUGGCGCCGCAUCACGCUCGACGCCGGCAGCCUAGCGAUGUGGGGCCAGCGCAUCCCGCGCGCGAAGGCGGUCCCGCUCGACGUGCAGCUCGCGCCGCUCGCCGCGCUCUCGCACCUCGCGUACUACAACCACGUCCAGCUCUGCAUGCACGUCGUCCUCCCGUACAUCCACCGCUGGCGCUCGCUCGAGGUGCGCUUUGGCGGGUACGCGCCCUUCCUGUGGAACGCCGCGCUCGGCGGGUGCUGCGGGCACUCGGCCGCGAUCGAGGCGCCGGCGCUGCGCGACCUCACGCUGGUGUACCCGGAGAACGACGACACGAAGGAGUACAUGCUCUUCAAUGGGUACGCGCCGCGGCUGCGCCGUGCGACGAUCCAGGGCAUCCGCCUCGCGUGGUCGCCGUCGCUCUUCCAGAACCUGACGUAUCUGGACUACACCCACCACGGGUUCACGCGCGGCGCGCAGGCGGCAUCUGAGGUGCUGUAUAUGCUGCAGGUCUCGGCCACGCUCGAGGAGCUGCGCCUGUCCUUCCCCUGGCGGGGCGACCUCGCGUCGCGCUACGCGCUCUCCGCUUCCUUCUCCCGCACGGUCCACCUGCCGCGCCUGCGGAAGCUUGCGCUCCACGUUGACGGCCCCGAUAUACCCCCGGCGCUCACGUACACCCUGCCCCAUCUCUCACUCCCCGUCCUCCGCUCGCUCUACCUCAUCUCGCACCCCGCCCCGAAGAGUGUUCCAUACACGGACGUCUCCUUCCCACAUCUCCGCACCGUGCUCAAAGCUCUUCCGCGGUUACCCGCACUAAGCCUUCUCCACGUCGCACAUGGGUGGCUAGAGGAACGCUUCCUCGCGUCGCUCCUGACGUUACUCCCUUAUCCCGGCGCGCCGCACCUCACACUCACCCUCGAGGGCCCACAAAUCACCCACGGCUUCCUCUGCUACGCCCUCCGCGGCGCGGGACGCAAGUUGCGCGGGCUCGCGACGGUGCGGGCAGAGCGGCUGACCGCGGAGGGCAUCCUGGACGUGCUCAACCGGCUGAACGGGAUGCUCCUGCAGAGCGCGACCCACGUCUCCUCGCUAUCGGCGCUCUAUAUCCGCGAUUGCGCCGGCCUGGACUGGCGGUCGCUGCAGUGGCUCUCGACGGUCGGGGUCACGCUACGCGUGUGGGAGGGCGGCCGGGAGGUAGACCUGCGGCACUCGCGGGCGACGAAGCGGGCGCGUUUCCCUUGA